CUCAUAAUAGGUUCUUAUCAUUUAAUAUAUAUACCUAGGUUUUAUGAUUUAAUGUGAACAUAACACAGAUAUAGGUAAUAAAUUGGAAUCUAAUUUUCUGGUUAGUAUAAUCACGGUCUUGGAUUAUCUUAUAUCUUAAGUCUUAUCUUAAAUUUACAAGCUGGCCAGGCAACGCUGCUCUUUUGUGUUGUUGGUUGUGGGUUCUGCAAUGUUAUCAUACCUACGUGAGCUCGUAAAAUAUAUGAUUAUUAUUAUGUUGUACAACAAAUAUAUAUUAUAAACAAAAAAAAAUCUUGUUGAUAAUAAUUGAUAACGUUAACCGUGAAUAACAACGUUAAUCGGCUAAAUUCGGGCGAUUAGUUCUUAAUCGUGAUUAAGCAGCGAUUACGCUAACCGGACUUGGUGAAAUCCAAAAUCUCCGGUUAGCUGCGUUAAUCGUGAUCGUUAACCAUGAUUAAAUUAGUUUGUGAAAUCAAGUCUAGUCGUCAUAAAGCCACUCGACAACAUAUAACUUUACAAAUAACUAUCCAAUCUAUAGUACUGUAAUCUUGGGAUUCUUAAUAAUCAUGGUUGGUGUCACUGUGUGAACGCCUGGGUCGUGCGCGUACCAGCUCGAAUGAGUGUAAUCGAUUCUGAACCCAACGCCAUCAAUCGCUACCGUUGCCGCAGUUAUUCAAUUUUAUCACUAUCAAUGCAAAUAGUUUUUUGUUGACAUUUUUUGUAUUUUCUGUUCUUAUGUACCUAUAUAAUUCAACGCGUUUUAUGAAAAUUGUGGCUACAGUUAUAAAUCUUGUAAUCAAUGUGACCUCAAGUAAUAAAUAAUUUUACAUUUUUAUUCAUUUAUUGAAUUGUAAUUUCACAUUUUUAAUUAUUAACUCCUUAGUAGAUAUUUUUACUGAAAGUACACUAAGUAGAUAUUUUUUUACUAGAUUAAGGAGAGAAUGUAAACCCCUAUUUCUAUUAGAAUACUUAAGUUUUUCAUUGUUUUGUUUAUUUUAUUUUAGAGAACUGUAGCCUGUAAUAAUCGUGAUAAGGAUUACAUUUACAGUUCAGAUUUAGUGCUCGAUUAUUUUGGUACAGAGGUAUUAUGGCAUCAACAUCCAAAUAUUCAAUUCCAAAUGAACAUAAUUAUAGUAGAUCAUCAAAACAAAAAAACAUUAAACAAGAUAAAAACAAAGAUGGACCAAACAACAUAAAUCUUCCUGAGGCUAAAGUUAAAAAAAUGGUUUGUUAUUGUUAAUUAUAAUUAUAGGUACGGUAAUAUAUUUGUAUAUAAUUCUUGUUUAUUCUCACUCUUAUAGGUCAAGAACAAUGUUAAAAUUCCAAUAGUAAAAUCUGUAGCUGAACAAAAUGACUCUUUGUUUGGUAGAUUAAAAACAAAUAAAGAUUUAAUUACUUUACCAGAAAAUUGGUUUUGUGAAGUAUCCAAGAAUAGUAUACAACUUCCAAUUUCUGUAACUUUCUUCACACUAAAUAAUUCAUGCUUCACUAAAAAAAGAUAUCUAGAAAAACAGUUGGUGAUAAACCUAGGUACAGUACUAAUUUAAUUUAUCAUCAAUUUAGAACAAGUCUAAUUUACUGAAUAUCCUUUGUUUCCAUUUUUUUUUUUUUUUAAAUAAGUGUUUGAUACUGAUUUUGGGAUUGUUUGAAUUUUUUUGUGGAAAUUAUUUAAGAAGUUAGGGAAGUUUGAAGUUUGUCAUAUAAGCAUUAGAAGUGCACCUAGAGACCUAGCGAAGUCACUCAUUUGCUGUGCUCACUUGUAUUGUUUUAAAUGAAAAUCCCCCUUGAUUUGUUGUGCAAUAACCUAAUCUAACUUAACAGGGAAUAAAAUUGAUUGGGGGGGGGGUGAGCCUCUGAGCAAAAUUAAAUUGUUUAAAUUACAUAUAGAGAUUAUAUGCGUGUUUUUCUACAAAAACUGUAAUAACAACAAACUUCUAACUUUCAUAAUUUCUUUAAUAAUGGUUUCUGCAAAAAAAUUCAAACAGUUCUGAAAUCAGUGUCGAAAAAAAUUGGUAUACUAUAUGAUAAUAUCAUAAAUUUAAAUGUUGUAGGUACAUAGGUGUAUUAUAUAAUUAAGAUUUAUUUAAAAUCAUAAGUAUAUAAUAUUCCUUAAAAUUAAAUAAACAGGUAUUGAUUUUUUUUAUAAGUAUUUUUAAUUUGCCCAGCAAUAAUUCUGUAUCUUUUUUUUAAAAUACAAAUAUUUAAAUUUUAAAUGUAGUGAUAAACUUAUAAAUGCAUUGAAUGUAUUUGAACUCACAAUGAAAGUGAUGUCAUAUGUGAUCUACCAAAUUCAUUUUUCUACCAGAGUUCUAAAUGAAACAGUAUUGAAUUCUUGCGUUUAUAAAUUUAUUUUAAUUUUAAUAAAUAUGUAUUAACUAUUAUAUUAGACAAAAAAAAAAAAAAUUAAAGUUAAAAGAUUGUAAUUAUUUUUACAUUUUAUCUAAAAUUAAAAAUAUCUAUUUCAAGUUUUUAAGAAGUCUUUAAAUAUUCUUGUAUUAAUUCUUCUAUAAUAAAUUAUAAUAGUAUUGGAUAAGAACAAAAAAAAAAUUUGAAUAGAAUAAAAUAUUUCCAGUUCUCUAUAUCAGUAAUUCUCAAACUGAGGGUCGCCAAUAUAUAAAUUUGUUGUUUAAAUAUAUGCAUAUAAAUUAUAAACUUUAUUCGAGCCAGUGCAAUAAGUAAAUACUAGUAUUUUUAAAGUAAUGUAUGGUAAAAUGGGUUCAGGUUAAACAAGUUUGAUACUAUAUUCAUAUGGGGAAAAGUCUUAACUUGUUUAUUUGACUAUAAAACCAAAAUAAAAAUAUUUUUGAAUAAUAUAGAAUUACCCCUUGGUGAUUAUUUUGAAAAUAAUAGUUAGCAAACCUAGCUUUUUUUUUUUUUUUUGAUAUAUUUUUUAUUCUUAAUGAUUAAAAUUAGAGUUUACAAGAGAUAUUAAUUUCCAAAAACUUUUUAAGUUGUGAAAUAUUACAUAUUUUGUAUGCUCACAAUUUUCAAAUGAUUUAUUUAAUUUUUCCUUGAAAUAUUGUAAAAUUUAAUAAUAAACCUAUAGGUUUAUUAAAAUCUAGUUAAAAAAAAUGUUAUUUUUAACAAACUUUAAAAAUUUUUUAAAAUUUAAUGAUAUAAUCUAAUUAAUAGUUUUAAAAAUCAACUUCUUUUCUUCUUAGGUACUCUCAGUCAUUAGGACUAUCCUGACAUACAUCCUUGUCUCCAGUUCUCUUUAUCCAAUGCCUGUAUUUUCCAGCCUAAACCUCCUAAUGCUUUCAUAUCAUCACUUACUAUAUCUCAAAUGUGACCUUCCUAGUAGUCCUUUCCCAGUAGGAUUUUCUUCUAUUAUUAUGCAGUGGGUUUUAGCUAUGCUAAGCAUAUCCAGCCAAUUGUACUCUUUUAUUCUUCACCAUUUCCAUAUACUGAGUUUAUGAAAGAGAAUUUCUAAUUCAUCUUAUUUUUUUAUUUCUCUUAUUUCUUAUACUUUCUUCUUAUUUUUUUUAUUAUUUUCUUAUUCUCUACUCACAAUUUAAACAAGCUCAAAAAAUGUUCGCAGUAUUUUCUUCCAUCACUUUUUUUUAAUGGCUAUGUCUCAGUUCUCAGCCCCAUAAGCUAAUACAGGUUAUAUAAAUGUUAUAUAUAAUUAUAUUUUUAAAUUCUUUGAUAGUAAUUGUGAUCCCGAUAAUUUCGAAAAACCAUAGAGACAUUAAUUACCUGACUGAAUUCUUGUCUCUAUUUCGUUUUUGAUUUCAUUUCUUUCUGAUGGUGUAGUCCCUAGGUAUUAGACUUAGAUAAUACAUACUGAAUAGAUCUACAGCAUAGCUGUGCUUAAAGCAGACCUGUUCAGUCUGAUAUAUUUACUGCACAUGUGUCAGAAACGAAAUAGAUAGCACAUGGAUGGUGUAAGAAUCAUAAUCAUUGUUUGUGCAUGUGUAAUUGUAACAUAAUUGAAGUUAUAUACAUUAUUACUCUAUGGUUUAUACCUAAUAUCACAACAACUUUUUUUUAAUGUUGUGUGCAUGUAUAGUAAUGACAUUGGGAGCCCAUUUGUUAUACUUCAAAAUUUUAAAUCAGCUCUAUCCAAUAUAUAUUAUAAUUUGUUUUGUUCUUUUGAAAUUUUAUUUGUUCAUAGUUGGGUAUGAUUUAAUGGUCUCCUCUUCCUAUAAACAUAUUUUCUGCUUUGUCCUCAUUAAUUUGAAAUUCAACUUUCAGUACUGCUUUCUCCAGCUGACAUAACAAAGAUUUUAAUUAGUCUUGUCUCUUCCAUGAUCAUCUGCAUAAUAAGCUAGCAGUCCUAUGGAUAAUUUCUGGAAUUUUGUACACCAAAAACUUUAUUACUUUCUCUACCAUAAGGUUGGUGACAUAGCGUCUCUCUGUCUAAAUCCUGAUUUAACUAAUAUUGUGUUUAUAUUUCCAACCUAAAUUUUUACUAAUGUUUUUAAAUUGCUUAUUUCAAUCAGUUUAAUAUGCUUGUCCUGGAAAUGAAAUUCCCUUAUAAUAUUGAUUAGGCUCUCUGUGUUUGCUAUCUAUCAUGUAUUCUUAACAUCCCUAAAAAGUAUAUGUAUAUCUAUAUUGAAUCCUUAGGUUUUUUGAUAUAUUUGCCUUAAAAUAAAUAUCUGGUCUGUAGUUGACCUUCUUGGCCUGAAGCCACAUUGGUAAUUGUUUAUAACUUGUUCAGAUUUUUAUUUUAUUUAUAAGCCACAUUUAAGAGAGUUAUCCCAUGAUAGUUAUUACAGUUUUGUUUACUUCCUUUUUUUAUGUAUUAAAUAAAUUACCGAUGUCUUUCAUUCUUUUGGUAUUUUUUCUAUUGUCUAAAUCUCAUGAAUUACCUUCCAUAACCACAAAAUCAUAUCUUCUCCCCCUUCCUUUAGAAGCUCUGACUGAAUGUCAUCUUCCCCAGGAGAUUUAUUAUUUUUAGUAUAUUUAUCUCAAUCUGUGAUUUUAUUUCCGCCAAGAACAGUUCUUCACAGUUUUAACAACUUAUCAAAUUAAUUACUCCAUUUCUUUUUCAGCAUUUCAUUUAUAACUCUGGGAGCUAUCAUUAUUAUUUAGAAAUCUUUCUUUUUGUAUUCAUCUCUGAAUCCAUUUACUCGCAUAUAAAUCCCUUCGCUUAACAUAUCCCUAGUUCUGUAUGCUUUAUAGUUGAGUUUCUAAUUUAUUUUGAAUGUAUUUUCCCUUUUCGUAUCAUUAUACUGCUGACUUCAUGUUUGGUGUCAUUUAACCAUUCUUGUUUUGCUAGUGCUUUACUUAUAUUUUCUUUAACAUUUUCCUAUGUUUUACCUACAUUCCCUUCCAUACCUAGCUGCUUACUUUUAAUAAUACUGUGAAAACAUUUUGCAUACUCUUUACAUAAUGGUUUAUCCACUAACUUAGCUAUACCAUUUUAUCUACUCUAUUUGUUAAGAUUACAUUUUUUAUACAAUGGAUUCCGUUGAAUGUGGGCAGAAGUAACUGGUUCCAACAUGCCCACAUUAAACUGACUCCACUAUAUUUCAUACUACAUCAACAAUUUGUUUAAAACUGUUAUAUUAAAUUUUAUUAAAAAAAAUCUAAAUUUAUUUAUUUUUGUUUUAUAAUAAUACAAUAUUUAAACUACAAUGCAGAGUUCAAGCAAUUAUAACAACAACAACAACAAAAAAAAAAAAAUUACAUUUGCUAAAUAUUUGUCCUAUUAUGCCUUGUAUGAUAUAUAUUACUUAUUUAAUAUUAUGUACUAACUAAUUAUACAUUUUAAAUGUGUACCUUUGUUUUAGAUUCUGAAAUAACUUUUGUUGUGAAUGGAAAAAAUUUAAUUCCAUCAGAAUUCGGUUUGAAAACGUACACUAAACCUAUUGAUAUUGAAAGUUUACAAAGUUUCAUUCAGGAAUUUGACAGUAUUAAUAUCUGUCAAGGAAUGACAAAACAAAAUGUAACACUUGUUAAAUUAAGAGUAAUUGAGUCUAAUGAGCGCUGGUGGCAUCCAAAUUGUUCAAAUACUCCAGCAAAGAAAAGGUAUAAACUUAGAAUAUUGUAUACAAUUGUUGAUUUUGACUCAGUUUUUGUAUAUGUGUAAAACAUAUUAUAAAAAUAAUAAAAUGUUUUUUAUAUUUUAGCUUUCUUUGUUAUUCUUGUAAGAUAUUGAACUCUAUUAUAUUGCAAGUAAUUGGUCAACAGAGAAAUCAUCAGCAAAAACCUCUGCCUAUAGACAGUUCUAUUCCCUCAAUAAAGAAAAGUAAUAUAAUAGAACCAAAUCAAAUUCAAAUUAAAAGGGAAAUUCCAGCCAAAGUAAGGAAAAUUAUCAAAACAACUCAUACAUCAAUACAUGAACAUGGAUCAGAAUCAGAAGACUCAAUAUGAUGGCAUAACAAAAUAACAAUAUGUCAGUGAACUGUUUAUGUAUGAAUAAAUCUAAAAUCAGUCACUCCACUGCUGUGGUAUAAAUAUUGCAAACAUUUCUGUACAGGUAUGAACAUGUUCAAUAUAAGUGUUGACAGUGAGAGCAGUUUACCAUCUACUGUUUUGAUUAAAUAUAAACUUAACUUAUAUAUUCAGAUGGAACAUUCAGUAUGUUAACAAUAACUCGGAUUUUGUAGCACUAAAAAGUAGUAGUGAAAUAUAUUCUAAAUGUAAUGACUGAAAAAAAACUUUUAUGUAAAAAUAAUGAUUGACAAUUUUUUUUAUUUUGUAUUAAUAAUGUUUUAGUAAUUUUAAAUGAGUAAAUUAUAAAUUGAUGUAUAAUUAAUUGGUUACUAAAUAAAACUUUAAUGUAACUAUUCAAAAUUAUCACACAUAAAUCGUUACUUUUUUUCUAAUAUUUUUAUUCUAAUUAAACAAUAUUUUUGAUAAACACAAAAUAAAUUUUACUUAAUGCGUAUUAGCAACAAAUAGUACCAAAAAUUGAAAAAUUCUUAAAUAUAUUUUAAUAUUAAAUUGUAUAUUAAUUGUAUCCCAUUUCAAUUAGCAAAUGUUAAAGAAUCCGAAACAUAAUAGUUUAUGAAAGUGGAUAGAGAGUUCUUGAAGGAUUAAAUGAAAAACCAAAGUCAGACUUUCCUCACCUAUCUGAAUCUUUAGAAUAAUGCUCUGUCUAAAUUUAUAAGCGUAUAGAUGUGUAUCAGUUUGUGUGCAACAGGUCCAUUAACUUAUUUUUAUCAGGUGUUUGCUUGCUGAAGUAAUUUUAGUUGCUUUUUUAAUAGGUUAUUUGAAGUUUUGAAUAAUUAUUAUCAUAAUAAUAAGCUAUUAAAAUUCUGUCAAAUAUUUUGAACAAAUUGUUAUUGAAUAUUGACUUUUGUUGGUUACAUCAUUUAUAUUUAUUAAUAUGUUAUUAUAUUUUUAAUUUUUGCUAAUUUUUAAAAUUGCACAAUAUAUGUUUAUUAUUUGGUUUCGAUCAAAAUAAAAGAAAACAUUUUUUCUUUCAAAAAUGAAUGGUUGAAAUUCCUCUCAGUUAAAGAUCUAUAAUAAUUUAUUGUCAACUUUUUUUUUAUUUUCUGAACUAAUGCCUAAUGUAGUACAUCCUAAUUUUUCUGCAAAGAAACUAUUAUAAUUUAAUUUCAAUACUGUAAAGUUAUGAUACCUCAUAGUACGCAUCUACAGACAUGCCACAUUAGUUUACUAGUUGGUAGAUGGAAUUGAUUCUUAUGUCAAACACAACAUUGCAUAUAACUGGGAGGUGUCUAAUCACUACUAUGUACAUUUGCUUUUUACUGUAUGUUCCUAUAUUAUUUCUUUUUGUGUCAAAAUGGCCAUUUAAAUGUUCAUCUCUUAGUGUGUUUAUUCAAUGCUACUCUUGCCAAAUUCUUAAUCUAAUUGUAAUUUAGAAUUAAUUUUUAUUUCUAUUUAACCUAUUUAAAAACAUAAUAUAUAUUCAUUAAUAUAAGUAAAAUACACUUGUUGUUUAACAGAGGACUGCUGUUUACUAAAUGAUUUGCUGUGUGCAUAGGGAUCCAUAUCAAGACUGUGCUAUCAAAAAAAAAUGAACAGCAGGGUUGAAAUUUAAAUUAUGCUUCAGUGUGUCUGUAGAUGAGUAUAGGAAUUAUACCUUAAGAAAUGUUAAGUUAAGUAGUUUUUACAAAUAAUAAUUAUGUGUAUAAAAAUAUAAAAUAUAAGUAUUCAUAGAUAUUGUAUAUAUAUAAAAAAAAGAAAAAAUUAUUGGCCCAUUCUUUAAGAUGUAAAAACUUGCAUCCCUUUGUAUCUGAAAUUGUCAUUAGUUUAUAUUAUUAACAAUCAGAAUCCAAUAUAUUAUAUUAAUUUAUUUAAAUAUUUAAUGUGUAAAAUAUUUGUUUAAAAUAUUUAUUUAUUUAAAAUAUCUGCUGUUUGUUUUUUAUUAGUUUUGUUUGAAUAAAUUAUUACAUUUAAGGAUUUAUAUUUAGAUCCUGAGAACAAUUUUAUAGUGUUGAAAAUUCUUUUUCACUUCAGCUUUACUUAAAAGUUUUUGAAUUUAAUACAACUGCAUAUAUUUUAGUAUUUAAACAAUGUUCAAUCUUAAAAUAGUACACUGGGU
Molecule: messenger RNA, 8458 nt
Organism: Cinara cedri
Lineage: Eukaryota; Metazoa; Arthropoda; Insecta; Hemiptera; Aphididae
Source: the annotation of a GenBank genome assembly